AUGAAGUUCGUCGAGGUCAGAAUAAGACCCGUGCCGUCGCCGUCGGACAAGAGUGGCGACAAAACACUGAAGGGCGCAUCACGGAUCUACGUCAACAAAGAGGUCCUCCUCGAGCUCACAGGAACGGCCUUAGAGAAUGGGAAACGAUGCUACGUCGAAAAAAUCCUGGACGAUGGGAAGGCGACUACACGAGAAGCUUCGCUAUGGGCAGCAGCAGACCCGAAAGUGAGCCGUGGCAUCGUCCAGAUGAGCAAGCCAUUUCAAGACGCCUGCGAUUUCAAGCUCGGGGACCAGGUCAAGGUCAUCUACACUGACGGCCAGGCAGUACCCGAGGCUGAAGAGGUUGUCCUGGAAGAUGCCACUACCGCGCAGCCCGCCAUCGAAAAAGAGGCUGUGAUGUUCUGGGAGUGGACACUCAAGGGGAACAUGAUGGGCUUGGAUGACGUGUUUCCCGGGUUGGUGGUCAAGCGCUUAGCUGGGGAGGGCAUUUUCAGGAAUUUCAAGGUUACGAGCGUCAAUGGUUCGACGAGUGGCAAUGCUCGAUUCAUUCCCGCUUCGACCAAGAUCCGUAUCAGCACCGGACAAGACCCACAGAUCGCAGCACCGGCUGCAAUACCAGCAAUUCUCAAACUGGACAUGAUACCAGGCCUCGAGCCCCAGAUCCAAGACCUCAACAGGAAGCUCCGCCGGUGGUGUCAGCCAUUCCGAUCUCCCGCAUACCAAAUGUCGUGCGGCUUGGUCUUUGAUGGCGGCCAUGGAACCGGCAAGACCAUGCUCGUCAACAAGAUCUGUGAAACGGGCUGGGGAACAGUCCACCGCAUCCAGGCGAGUGAGAAGCUCGCCUCCAUCGCCAAGAUAUUCGAGACAGCGAGAGAGAAUCAGCCUAGUAUUGUCGUGAUGGACGACUUCGGACAACUCGUCAACAAGGAUCGCAGCAACAGGAACGCUGUCAUCCAAACUCUGGCAGAGUUCCUUGACAAACUGGCCUCGGAAACGGAAGCAAAAAACGAGCGUCCCAAAGUCCUGGUUCUCGCUACAUGCUUAGACUACUCAGCCCAAAUGCCACAGGAGCUCAUGGCCAUUGGACGCUUCCACAGGCACAUCAACCUCCCCCUCCCAGACGAGGCCAGGAGGCGAGCGAUCCUGUCGUCUUUCAAUCUGCCUCUGUCUCCUGAUAACGGGGAUAGUGUUCUAGCCAGCAUGAGUGAGAAGACACACGCCUACAACGGAAAUGAUUUGAUGGCUCUAUAUCAAGAAGUCCUUGAAUUACACGAGGAUAGAGUAGACGAUUUCCAGGACGACGGGUUGGACCAUUCACCGGAUGACUACUUUGUCUCGGAAAAAACUGCUGAACGGGCAAUGAAAAAUGUUCGUCCAUCUACAAUGCACGACAUCGACCUCAAACCUCCACCAGUUCACUGGGACGACAUCGGCGGCCAGGAGGAGGUCAAGCAGACGCUACAGCGAGCCCUGGCCCUGUCCAAGGCGUCCAAACAGGAGCUCCUCGCCUACAUGGCCAAUCCGCCCAAGGGCUUCCUCCUGUACGGCCCGCCGGGCUGUUCCAAGACCAUGGCUGCACAGGCGCUCGCGACCGAGAGCGACCUCAACUUCUUCGCCGUCAAGGGCGCCGAGCUGCUCAACAUGUACGUCGGCGAGUCGGAGCGCCACGUGCGGCAGCUGUUCCAGCGCGCGCGCGAGGCCGCGCCGAGCAUCAUCUUCCUGGACGAGAUGGACUCGAUCGGCGGGCAGAGGUCCGGCUUCGGGUCGACCAAGUCGGGCGGGGGCGGCGGAAGCAGCGGCCUGAACGUGCUCUCGACGCUGCUGAACGAGAUGCAGGGCUUCGAGCUCCUCCAGGACGUCCUCGUGCUCGCGGCCACCAAUCGGCCGCAGGCUAUGGACCCGGCGCUGCUGCGGCCGGGGCGGUUCGACAGGCUCAUCUUCGUGGGCCCGCCGGACGAGGCGGCGAGGGCGUCCAUCUUCCGGAAGUGGCUGGCGGACAGGCGGUGCGCCGAGGAGAUCGACGUCGGGGAGCUGGCGAGGGAGAGCGAGGGCUGCUCGGGCGCCGAGACAGUGGCUAUCUGCGACGGGGCGGGGAUGGCGGCCUAUUGGAGGGACUCUGAGAUGGACGUGCGGCCGGGCGUCACGAUGGAGGACUUCAGAGAGCAGAUCAGGACGAGGCCUCGGAUGAUUACGCCGGAGAUGUUGGAGGCGUACGAGGUAUGGAGGAACAAAUUCCUCAAGGAGGCUCAAUUCGCCUAG
Diaporthe citri is the source of this 2259-nucleotide messenger RNA. RefSeq lists its product as uncharacterized. The record is from RefSeq and is a predicted model, not a curated record. The coding region runs from base 1 to 2259 and encodes 752 amino acids. The transcript has a single exon. Gene Ontology annotation, molecular function: ATP hydrolysis activity; ATP binding. Gene Ontology annotation, cellular component: cytoplasm. Lineage: Eukaryota; Fungi; Ascomycota; Sordariomycetes; Diaporthales; Diaporthaceae.